Molecule: messenger RNA, 1011 nt
Organism: Sugiyamaella lignohabitans
Lineage: Eukaryota; Fungi; Ascomycota; Dipodascomycetes; Dipodascales; Trichomonascaceae
Gene: RTC2
Product: Rtc2p
Exons: 1
Coding region: 1-1011 (336 amino acids)
Biological process (GO): basic amino acid transmembrane export from vacuole
Cellular component (GO): fungal-type vacuole membrane
Source: RefSeq, a predicted model, not a curated record
AUGCUUGAAAAUAUUGACCCUCCCUCGCACCUUAGGGUGGUGCUGUCUGGCAUGGCUGGUUCGUCGAGUUUAGCAUGUUGGAUUGUACUUUUAUUACCACAACUCAUCGAACAAUGGAGGUUAAAAAGUGCAGAUGGCAUUUCCAUUGGAUUUCUCAUAAUCUGGCUAUUGGGAGAUGUAACAAACUUGGCUGGCUCACUAUGGGCAAAUCUCCGUCCUGAAGUUAUUUUACUGGCAGUCUGGUACUGUAUUGCCGAUAGUCUUAUCAUGGUGUCAUACUUUUAUUAUAAACGUCUCGCGAGACUGAGACAAGCUAGAAAGGCUCAUAAACACAAACAACAUAGACCAAGUAGCGGCGAUGACCAUGAAGAGGACCCUACGGCUCCAUUACUAGACCGUAGGAAUAGUGCGAACCGGAAAAGACCCUCAACUAGUGCUAUUAACGAGGAUGAUGAAGUCAACACUAACGGACCAAGUCAUCAUGAACACCACGAGCACCGCCAUCACCAUCAUCACAACCAGACUCGUCGUGACUCCCUGACUUCAAUUGUCCUAGAGACCUCGAGUUCCAGUGGAAUUUUCAGCAAGGUUGUGCUACCUGUAUUAUUUGUUAUUGCAUCAGGAAUCCUGGGUUAUCUGGUAUCCGGCAACCAGUCUGACAACACUGGCGAAAUUUCUGACGAACCCUUGGCACUUGGACCCCAAAUCUUGGGAUAUACUUCUGCUGUGCUCUACCUGAGUGCCAGAAUUCCUCAGAUCAUACAAAAUCAUCAACGCCGUUCUACCCAUGGCUUGUCUCUGGUGUUUUUCGUGUUUUCUGUGCUAGGUAAUGCCACAUAUGCUGCUGGUAUUCUUCUGUACCGAACGGAUAUCCAGUGGGUUACUCUAUAUUUUCCAUGGCUAUUGGGCUCUCUAGGUACUAUCUUAGAGGACUGUGUAAUAUUUCUUCAAUUUUACAUGUACGACAGUGAACAUAAAGAUGAGGACUCGGAGUCCGCUGUUCACGAUUAG